AUGGCGGACCCUCGAGUCCUGAACAUGGGCCAGUUCACCCCGACAACCCAUUCAACCAUCUGCCCAGCCCUCGAAGCAUCAGCCAACAGACUCUCCGCCCCCUUUGCCGCAUGCAUUAUUGGCGCCUCAGGCGUGAUUGGGGCCGGCGUCGCCCGUGCUUACGCCCGUGCAGGCUGUACCGAUCUGAUUCUCGCUGCUCGAGACGUGGAGGCGCUGGCCUCAGUAUCGUCGUCAAUCCUCUCCUUAUCUCAUACAGACUCUGAUCCUCCUCCUCCUCCUCCUCCCCGGAUUCACCUCCGCCACUGCGAUAUUGCCGAUCACGACUCUGUCCGCGCCCUAGCCGAGUUUGCAGCCUCAAAGAUUGUGCCGCACCUCGAUGCCGUCGUUCUGGUCAGUGGCAUCUCCGGCCCCGUCCAGCUGCGCAUCACCGACGGCUCCCCGGCUGACGGGGAGUGGGCGCGUGUGUUUGCCACAAAUACUCUAGGAACAUACCAUGUCGCCCACUACUUUGUGCCGUUGCUGCUGGCGUCUCCCACCAAGGCCUUCGUAGUGGUCGGGUCCUUGGCGGCCUGUAUCACUCGCGGAAUGAUUGCCAAUACGAAAUACUGCGUCAGUAAGAUGGCCCAGGCCCGGAUCGUGGAAUGUCUCGCCCAGCAGUUCAGCGAGGAAGGCUUGUUGGCGCUGGCUGUUCACCCAGGGGCAGUCGAGAGUAAAAAUGCGUUGGAAACCGCGCCCAAGGAGUUCCUCCAGUACCUCACCGAUGACGCAGAGCUCUGUGGCGCAUUCUGCGUCUGGGUGACCAGGGAUCCCCGCCGGUUGAACUGGUUGAACGGCCGACUGGUGAGUGCCAAGUGGGAUCCAGACGAGCUGCUCGCCAAGAAAGAAGAUAUCAUCCAGGGGGAUCUAUUGAAGUUCGAGGCCAAGACGACCGUCGAUAGAGAGACUUAA
Molecule: messenger RNA, 948 nt
Organism: Penicilliopsis zonata CBS 506.65
Lineage: Eukaryota; Fungi; Ascomycota; Eurotiomycetes; Eurotiales; Aspergillaceae
Exons: 2
Coding region: 1-948 (315 amino acids)
Source: RefSeq, a predicted model, not a curated record